CGCGGAUCAUGCAUGAGAGAGAGAGAGGGAGAGAGGGAGGGAGAGAGAGAGAGAGGAAGCUCCCCCUUCGUCUGCAAGCGCUGCAAAAGUGUGGAGGACGCGAGGCGAUGCGCACGGAGGCGCGUGCUGAGGCGGACGUAGUGACUGGAACAGAUCUCCGAGGACCGGGAGAAGAAAGUGCAAGCUGGGAGUAGAGAGAGCGAGAGAGAGGGAGAGAGCGAGAGAGAGAGAGAGAGAGAGAGAGAGAGAGAGAGAGAGAGAGAGAGAGGCGACAGCAGCAAAGCCUUGGACUUCCAGCAUUUCCGAGCAGGCGCCUCUCGAGAGAGAGCCCGGCGGAGGAGGGGGGGACGCGUGCGGGCUGCGGGGCUCGUGGUUCCGCCGUGCGCCCCGGUGAUGGAACCCGCAGCGGUGAUCCGGUGAACGACACGCACAUGCUCGGAGGUGGAAUGGGCUGUUUCGACGUCGCGGGGCGCGGGGCUGUGCUGUAACACCGGCGGAUCAUGGCAGGGCUUCACGCUUCGGACGCGCUCUCGGGACAUUUCUUGGAUCCUGCCAUCAGCGGCGCGCCGAACCCGGCGGGGAUCGCCGGAGACGCGGCCGCGCCGCCGCCGCCGCCGCACUCCGGAACCCGCGCGUACCUGGAGGUGUCGGCCGCUGCCCAGGGCUACGGGGCCGAGGGAGUUUACACCAAUGGCCGGUACCGGGACCACAGCAGUCCGCGGAUCGGGAGUGGCAGCCGCGAUAAUUCGGCGGAGAGGAGUCAAGCAGCCGGAAACGCACCUUGCGGCAUCAUGAAGGAUGGCUCCAAACAGAAGCAGGUGAGGAAGAAAACGGUGUCCUUCAGCUCAAUGCCAAGCGACCGUAAGAUCAACAGCACAGCCGCUUGCAUGGCCUUCAUGAUGGAGGGUUGUGAGAUGAAGAAGGUGCGUUCUAACUCGCGCAUGUACAACCGCUACUUCCUGCUGGAUCCAGACAUGCACUGGCUGCGUUGGGAGCCGUCCAAGAAGGAUUCGGAGAAAGCCAAGCUGGAAAUCAAGAGCAUUAAGGAGGUUCGUUUGGGAAAGAAAACCCCUGUUCUGCGCAGCAAUGGUCUUUCAGAUCAGUUCCCCGAUGAAUGCGCCUUCUCAAUUAUUUACGGGGACAACUACGAGUCACUGGAUUUGGUGGCCAGUACAGCCGAUGUCGUCAGCACCUGGGUGAUGGGACUGAGGUAUCUCGUAUCUUAUGGCCGUCACACGGUGGACAUGGUGGAACCGAGUCAGCCGAGCCUACGAACAUCUUGGAUUGGCUCGGUGUUCGAGCUAGCCGACAUGGAGAAAGAAGGACAAAUAGAUCUAUUCAGAGCCACACAGAUAAUCAAGGGACUCAACCCUGGAAUGAAAGAGUCUAGGAUAGAACUCAAGUUUAAGGAACUACAGAAAGCUAAAGACCAAUAUGGAGAGGCAAUUAAUAUGGACACUUUUGUGGAGGCCUAUUGUGAGCUCUGCACCAGACCCGAGAUUUUCUUUCUGCUGGUUCAGUUCUCCAGUAACAAGGAGUAUCUGGACAGUAAAGAUCUGAUGCUUUUUGUCGAGGUGGAGCAAGGCGUGGAAGGCGUAACAGAAGACAUGUGCAGGGAUAUUGUCAAGAAAUUUGAGCCAUCUGCCGAAGGCCGAGAGAGGGUCUACCUCACGAUUGAUGGUUUUACGCACUACCUCCUGUCCUCCGAAUGCCACAUUUUUGAUCCCCAGCACAAGCGUGUGUGCCAGGAUAUGACCCAGCCUCUCUCUCAUUACUACAUCAACUCAUCACACAAUGCUUCCCUUCUGGAAGAUCAUUUCUGGGGAUCGUCGGACAUCAGCAGCUACAUCAGAGCUCUGAGGAUGGGAUGCCGCAGCAUUGAGGUCAUCGUAUGGGACGGCCCUGAUAAUGAACCGGUGGUGUACGUCGGCAGCUCCGUUGCCUCUCAGUUGGCUUUCUCUAAAGUUCUGGACAUCAUAAACCAGUAUGCUUUUGAGGGUUCUGAGUAUCCCCUGAUUCUCUGCAUGGUAACCCAUUGCUGUAUCCCCCAGCAGAGGGUCAUGGCACAACAUAUGAAGAAGAUUCUUGGGGACAAGCUACACAUUGAGCCUCCCAACAAAGAGGAGAACUACCUACCCUCUCCUGAAACUCUCAAAGGUAAAAUUCUUCUCAAGGGCAAGAAGCUCCCACCCAGCUGUGCAGACGCCGAAGGGGAUGUGACGGAUGAGGAGGAGGGUCUGGAAAUGUCUCGAAGAGUGGGAGCCGAUGACAGGGACCACCUGAAUGGCUUGGGCUGCAAAAGACUCAGACUGUGCAGAGAACUCUCUGAUCUUAUUUCUCUUUGCAAGUCUGUCCAGUUCAGGGACUUUGAGAUUUCUAAGAGAGAACAAAAAUACUGGGAAAUGUGCUCCUUCAAUGAGGUGGAUGCAAACAGGUUUGCCAACGAGUUCCCGGAGGAAUUUGUCUGCUACAACAAGCGCUUCCUCUCCAGAGUUUAUCCCACGCCGAUGAGGAUCGAUGCCAGCAACAUGAACCCCCAAGAUUUCUGGAAGUGUGGCUGCCAAAUUGUGGCGAUGAACUAUCAGACACCAGGCCUGAUGAUGGACCUCAACCUGGGCUGGUUCAGGCAGAAUGGCAACUGCGGUUACGUUUUGCGGCCAGCAAUCAUGAGGGAAGAGGUGUCCUACUUUAGUGCCAACGCCCGAGACUCCCUACCAGGAGUGUCUGCACAGCUUCUCCACAUCAAGGUCAUCAGCGGGCAGAAUCUGCCCAAGCCUCGGGGCUCUGCUGCAAAGGGCGACGUGGUGGAGCCCUACAUUUAUGUGGAGAUCCAUGGCAUACCAGCUGAUUGUGCUGAGCAAAGAACCAAGACUGUGUCCCAGAAUGGUGACAACCCUAUUUUUGAUGAAAGUUUUGAAUUCCAGAUUAAUUUACCGGAACUUGCAGUGCUGCGGUUCGUGGUUCUGGAUGAUGACUACAUUGGAGAUGAGUUCAUUGGCCAAUACACCAUCCCGUUUGAGUGCCUACAGCCAGGCUACAGACACGUCCCUUUACAGUCGCUGACAGGAGAGUUCCUUCCCAACACAACCCUGUUUGUUCAUGUAGCCAUCACGAACAGGCGGGGCGGAGGAAAGGCACACAAACGGGGUUUGUCUGUCAGGAAGGGCCGGAAGGCCCGGGAGUACACCACCACCAAGACAACAGGGAUCAAAGUUGUGGACGAGCUUUUCCGAGCUUCCACCCAGCCCCUCAGGGAGGCCACGGACCUCAGAGAAAAUGUCCAGAAUGCCAUGGUGUCCUUCAAGGAGCUGUGCGGCCUGACGCCCGCGGCCAACAUGAAGCAGUGCAUCCUGACCGUGUCCACCUGGCUGAUGAACAGCGAGAGGUCUCUGAGGGUGACGGUGGACCUGAGCGAGGCCUACCCCGCCAUGGAGGCUCAGGGCCCGGUGCCGGAGCUGCUGCGCAAAGUGCUCAACGCCUACGACAUGAUGAUCCAAACCAGCAGAACGCUGAUCGAGUCGGCCGAUGUGGUCUACUCCAAGCUCACACAAGCACAGCGGGCAGGUCUGGACUUCCAUGAGGACUUGCACCGCAUCGGAGCGAAGGAGGGUCUGAAAGGCCGCAAACUCCAGAAGGCCAUGGAGAGCUACGCCUGGAACAUCACCGUCCUGAAGGGCCAGGCCGACCUGCUGAAGCACGCCAAGAGCGAGGCGCUGGACACCCUGCGGCAGAUCCACUGCGCCGCCCAGUCCUGUGGCCUCAGUAAAAACGGCGCGGCCUCCCCGCAGCUCCAGCACCACCCCCCUCCUCUCCACCAGCCGCUGCAGACGCAUCAGCAACCUCAGGCCAAGCCCCACCCGCCGCCGCCGCUCCCGCCGCUGUACCAGACCCAGACCCAACCUCAGGCUUACCUCCCGCCCUACCAUCAGCAAUAUCCCCCGCAGCCGCCGGCGCUCCCCCUGCCCCAGACUGUUUCCAAACCGCCGGCCUACCCUCAGCCCCCGCCGCCGCCGCCGCCCCAGCAGCAGAGGGCGGCCGCACCCCUGGACGCCAUCCCCGAGAAGGAGACGGAGGCGGUCAGCGACAGUCCUGCGGGAUCGUGCUGACCCGCAGCCUGUGCCCACAGAGAACCCCCCCCAGAGGCAGGCCGAGAGCGCCGGGCGGCGGCAGAGACGCAGGAAGUCGACCACGUCAGGGACAUGGAGGAAGUCGCAGAGAGGAUCAGGGAAAUGAUGGUGGCGAGGAAGACUCGCCGCGUUCGGAGCGAGACGCAGGUCUGAGCAGAUGAGCCUCACUCGCACGUCAAUACGAGGGCCGGGAAGCCGGGAAAGAUGGCGCCGGGUUUUUCGCAGGAUUUAGAAGGUUAGAAUUCUCCACCUGAGCCAGAAAGGUUUUACAACUUCCAUCUUUUCUGCGGUGAAAGGUCAGCAGCUGGCACCCGUGUGUGUUUCUGAGAGUGCUCAGCAGUUUGACGGAUGAUUCAGACGUCUCUGUCUCUCUUUGGGCCGUGCCGCUAACACACACACACACUCACACACACACACACACACACACACACACUCUUCACGAUGUACCUUAAGCUCUGUGGGUACAGGCUUUUCUUCACGCCGGCUUUCAAAGCCUCAAAUUUGCCUUUUUAUUUUGAAAGACUCCUUGGCAUGACUUUGAGUUUUUACACCUCCCUCUAUCUUAGACAUAAAGCUAAGUGCUAACCCCCAACUCCCCCCCAAUGAAGAGGACGUCGUUUUUUUUUCAUUUUAAGUGCACAAAGUAGAGCAGUUCUACUAGCGUGAGCUCUGUAGGAGUCAUUUCAGCACAAACCAGGGAGCUGUAGAGCGUAGGAGAAACAAACUACAGCUGUUGAAUUCCACUCACACUAACAUCCUGCCCCCCAACCACCCCUGCCCGGAUAGACGUCCCCGGUCGUCCGGUAGGGUUCUGGAUCUUCAGCACCCCCCUCCCCUCCACAGGGUCUCCUCGUCUCCUGUGUGUUCGCCGUGAUGUGAGGUGGUGUCUUGGUCCCCCCCCCCCUCCCCACCUCCCGGGUGGCGCUCGCCCACCGCUCACUCUCAACUGGAAUACCUGACCCCCGCCCGUCGGAGGUCAACCGCGGUUCUGCUGUCAGUGAUUCUAGAUGUAAAGUGUAUGUUAAAAAAAAAAACAAAAAACAUUCAGCUGUACGAAGGGAACAUAUAUUGCUAUAACGACUCUCAGACAUUAACGAUUGAUAUUAUGAUAACUGUUGUUAGUUUUAUUGAUAUUCUGAUUCUUUUUUUUUUUUUUAACAUUACUGCCACAAUGUCGAGAGAUUCGAUGGCUGUCGUCCCGCGGCGCGGGGUCUGAACCGCCGGCGCACGCGGGACCGGACGGAGGGAUUUACGGGUUCGUGCCACGACGCGCCGGUCUGGCGUGUUUCACUCCCGAGUGGGUGUGGUUUCUGUGAGAGCUCCUCUGAGUGGCCCAUUAAAACUGGCUUCAUUGUUUA
Molecule: messenger RNA, 5485 nt
Organism: Salarias fasciatus (jewelled blenny)
Lineage: Eukaryota; Metazoa; Chordata; Actinopteri; Blenniiformes; Blenniidae
Product: inactive phospholipase C-like protein 2
Exons: 6
Coding region: 501-4106 (1201 amino acids)
Biological process (GO): phosphatidylinositol metabolic process; phosphatidylinositol-mediated signaling; regulation of synaptic transmission, GABAergic
Molecular function (GO): phosphatidylinositol-4,5-bisphosphate phospholipase C activity
Source: RefSeq, a predicted model, not a curated record